AUGGACAAGGUUAUUAAGGAUGUUGGCGAGAUCCAGUCCAGACUAUUGGACCACAGACCCAUUAUCAAUGCAGAGACGCGCUACUUUGUGAAAGAGUUUGAGGAGAAGCGUGGCCACAGGGAGAGUCGACUGCUGGACAAUCUCAAUAAAAGUGUGACAGAAACCAAUGAACAACUGCAGAACACGAGCUCUGAGGACAUAAAGCAGCAGCUGUCUGACGUCAUUGCACGUUUGGGAGCUGCAAAUCACGUGGCGCAGAGAAUCCAGCAGAGGGAGCUAGAAGAGCAGCAGGGCAAACAGCUGCAGCAGAAUAUGGAGCAUUUAAAAGAAGACUGGGCCGAGUUUUUGAAAGAGCAGCAAAGACUGAAGGAAGAGGUGGAUGAGGAACACGCAAAAUCUGUCGGAGAAAUCAGCGCUAAGUACAACGAAAUGAAGAAAGACUUGGAGAAACUAGACAUCUGA
Knipowitschia caucasica is the source of this 462-nucleotide messenger RNA. Lineage: Eukaryota; Metazoa; Chordata; Actinopteri; Gobiiformes; Gobiidae. The record is from the annotation of a GenBank genome assembly.